AUGGCGGGGAUUGCACCCAUCUACUCGGCCACCUACAGCAGUGUCCCGGUGUACGAACUGAAGAUCGAUGGCGAAAGUGUGAUGCGACGGAGAGCAGACGACUGGAUCAAUGCUACACACAUUCUUAAGGCAGCUGGCUUUGAUAAGCCUGCGCGAACCAGAAUCCUCGAGCGCGAAGUACAAAAGGGGGUUCAUGAGAAAGUUCAAGGUGGCUAUGGCAAGUAUCAAGGAACGUGGAUCCCUCUGGCGGAUGGGCGCAUGCUCGCGGAACGAAACAACAUUUACACCAAAAUCGCACCCAUCUUCGAAUACACUGCUGGAGACCGCAGUCCUCCUCCCGCACCAAAGCACACGACAGCUUCAUCCAAGCCACGAGCUCCUCGGAAAUCAACCACUCGUACUAGUACUGCUCCUACACAGGCUCACAGGACUGUUCAACCACAGCGCAGCAUGGGGCCUCCCAACCUUCCUCACGAGCAGCACGACACGAACGCCAUGUUGGACGACAACGAGUCGAUCGAACAGGCAACUAUCGAAUCAUCCUCCAUCAUCGCAGAUGAAGAACCGCUUCAGAUGCCACACCACAGAAGCCGUAAGCGCAAGAGAAGAAUGAGCGAGUCACGCGUCUUGUCGAUCUCGGAGCAGGAGCAUAUUCUGUACGGUGAUCAACUCUUGGACUAUUUCGUCACUGUCGGCGACAGACUCAGCAGAUUCAUCCGCGCCCCGCAGCCGCCCGAUGAUUAUCAAGUCGAUUAUCCGGUCGAUAACUUGGGUAACACUGCUCUGCACUGGGCCUGCUCGAUGGGCGACUUGAAUGUCAUUCACGAUCUCCUCGAACGCGGUGCCAACGUGAACGCCGUCUCGAUGCACGACGAGACCCCACUUAUCCGAGCUGUCCUCUUCACGAACAACUACGAGAAGCAAAGCUUCCCCGCCGUGCUGGACUUGCUCAUGGAAACCAUCGGCCUUCGAGACUGGUUCGGGGCAACGCUGUUCCAUCAUAUCGCGCAGACAACCCGGAGCAAGGGUAAAUGGAAGAGCGCCAAGUACUACAGUCAGGUCGCUAUCCACAAGCUACGGAACGCGUUCACGCAGGAGGAAAUCGAUCUGCUCCUGUGUUGUCAAGACAACAAUGGUGAUACAGCCGCCUUGGUUGCUGCGCGAAAUGGCGCGACUGAAGUGGUGGAAGUGCUUCUCAAGCAGUGUCCUCGAGCGGGCGAUCUGAUGAACAAGAAAGGGGAGACAGUUGCCAGUAUCACUCGCGAAUUUGCAGCCAACGCUCACCAAGCCGAACCCGAUGUCCCGCCGGCGCCCUCCUCCGUGACCAUGGCCAACGACCAGGUCGAUGGCGCUCCAACUGAUACGAUGCCCCCAAACCAGUCUUCCAACGCCGCGCCCGUUCACUCUGCGCUGACUUCCGAGCUGCUCUCCAAGAUUGGAACAAUCAUGUCGGAGGCCCACAAGAAGCUUGCCUCGACUUACGGUAAUUCCAAGCUGAAUGAGCAGGGUUCCACUGAUGUUACCAACCCUGAGGCUCUGUACCAACAGCUGGAGUCAGACCGUGAGAAGAUACAGAAGCAAGUGACAAUCCUCAUGUCCAAGGAGGCAGAACUCGAACCCUCUGAGGCCCAACUCAGCCGCCAUGAGAGCGUCCGAACUCGCUUUGAGUCCCUGCUCGAGCAGCGACAACACGCCUUGCUCGCUUCAAAGCUCACCGGAGAUGAUCACCUGCAUGACGUUGCGCCGAAAGUGUCUCAUUUCAGCCAACAGGAACUGGAAGAGCGCUUUGAACUCAUGGGCACUCUUUUUUCUGAGCAGAUGGCCCGCCGGAACGCUGUCAAGGAUCUGGCGCAACAGACCGCUGACGCCGGUGUGAGCACCAAAUUCGAUGUGCACAGAAGACUUGUUGCGCUGGCCACCAACCUGAAGGAAGAGGAACUGGAUCCAAUGGCUGCCGAGUUGGCCGAAACCCUGGAGUUCGACCGCAACCAUGGCAAGGGUUCUCCCCCAGAGCCCGAGCAAAAGAUCCUGCCUCCCCGCCAGGACUAG
Messenger RNA from Penicillium oxalicum, 2049 nucleotides. RefSeq names its product putative APSES transcription factor. The transcript is spliced from 3 exons. The record is from RefSeq and is a predicted model, not a curated record. Gene Ontology annotation, cellular component: SBF transcription complex; MBF transcription complex. The coding region runs from base 1 to 2049 and encodes 682 amino acids. Gene Ontology annotation, molecular function: DNA binding; protein binding; transcription regulator activity. Lineage: Eukaryota; Fungi; Ascomycota; Eurotiomycetes; Eurotiales; Aspergillaceae.